Messenger RNA from Mus caroli (Ryukyu mouse), 1913 nucleotides. It is a transcript of the gene Sspn, whose product is annotated as sarcospan. The record is from RefSeq and is a predicted model, not a curated record. Gene Ontology annotation, cellular component: sarcolemma; dystrophin-associated glycoprotein complex. Lineage: Eukaryota; Metazoa; Chordata; Mammalia; Rodentia; Muridae.
UUUUGCUCAGCCCAGUCUCAGCAGACCAGGCAGGCCCCGCAGCAAGGCCCAGGCGCAGGCACCACCAAGGGAACAUGGGGCGCAAGCCGAGCCCCAGGGCUCAGGAGCUGCCUGAGGAGGAGGCACGGACCUGCUGUGGCUGCCGCUUCCCGCUGCUGCUGGCACUGCUGCAGCUGGCGCUGGGCAUCGCGGUGACGGUGCUGGGCUUCCUCAUGGCGAGCAUCAGCCCCUCCCUGCUAGUCAGAGAUACUCCGUUCUGGGCUGGGAUCAUUGUCUGCGUGGUGGCCUACCUUGGACUGUUCAUGCUUUGUGUCUCAUACCAAGUUGACGAGAGGACAUGUGUCCAGUUUUCUAUGAAGGUAUUCUACUUCCUGUUGAGUGCCCUCGGCCUGAUGGUCUGCAUGCUGGCUGUGGCCUUUGCCGCCCACCACUACUCCCUUCUUGCACAGUUUACCUGCGAGACCUCCCUGGAUUCUUGCCAGUGUAAGCUGCCUUCCUCGGAGCCGCUCAGCAGGGCCUUUGUUUACAGGGAUGUGACUGACUGUACCAGCGUCACUGGCACUUUCAAAUUGUUCUUAAUCAUCCAGAUGGUCCUAAACCUGGUCUGUGGCCUCGUGUGCUUGCUGGCUUGCUUUGUGAUGUGGAAACACAGGUACCAGGUCUUUUAUGUGGGUGUUGGGCUACGCUCCCUGAUGGCUUCUGAUGGCCAGCAACCAAAGGCCUAACAGGUUGGCUCAGAGGGAGGCAAGCUCAGAAACAGCACACCCACUGACUAGGCAAGGUGAAAAAAACCACAAUUUUGUAAAGGCAAACUUUUGACAACGAAUACUUUUUCAUUCUCUAAAUGUGUAUUUUUAGAUUUUUUUUUUUUCAGAAAACAAAACAACUUGUUUUUUGGAUCUCUACUGUACUUUUUACAAACUUCUUGUGAGGACAGGGGUGGAGAGACGGCUUACAAGAAAAGAGGACUUACUGCUCUUGCGGAGGACUCGACUUUAAGUUCAGUUCCGGAGCCCAAGUUCAGUGGCUCACAGUUACCUGUACCUCCAGCUCCGGGGACAUUGGGUGCACACGCAUGCACACACACGUAAUUUAGAAAAUCUAACCUAUUUCUAAAGUUCUAAUGAGAAACAAGAUUCAAAUUGACUUGGUGAACACCGAAAGGAAAAGAACAACAGACAAGGAACAGAUGACCUAGAGCCGGUGCUAGCUCUGGUGCUUAUCGCUGCCGCCCUUACAUCCUCACCCUCCUCCGCCUUCCGGUUAGUCCAGUGCGAUGGUGUGAACUGGCAUCACAGGCCACUCCGUAAACUCUAGAGUCUUCUGGCUCCUCUACCACCUGCCAUUAUCCCCGUGGAGUCUUGGGAAAGGUCUAAGGAAAGCUGGAUCUCAGUUGAGUGCUUUUAUGUUUUCACAGUGGAGAUGUCUUCAAGGUAUGAAAUGGCUUUUUAAAAAAAAACUAGUUGAACAGGAAGGCUGAGUGAUUCUGAACACCUGGGGUGGGGUGCAGACUUCCGGUUGCCUUAGCUCCGAUCCACGAGUGGGCUGCAGCCUCCGUGAGGUCUGAUUCACCAUAAUUGAAAGGUGGUGCUGUUGCAUUCUUAACGACGAGGAAAGUUUAAAAAUAAUUAUAUUAUGCCUCUAGUCUGUCAUCUAAAACAAAUCAUUAAGACUAAUUUCCAGCUAAUUGUUCAUUAUAAUUAUGCUCAGGAUUCUGUUUAAUGAGCUCUGGCUGUUCUUAGGCAGCACCGUUGGUGUUAGGAAAAAUUACAGCCACAAGGGAAGAUGGCUGAAGAUCCACUUUCCUGGAAAUCAACCACUGCAAAAAAUGAUCUUGUAAAACAUUAAAACACUCUCAGAGGAAAAGAAUAACCAAGAGCAUUUAUCAUAGGAAAUGCUUAUAUUUUUUUUUG